AUGGCGCCCAAGCAGCGAAACGUGACGCCUGUUCCGGCGGCGGCUCCAACGGCUGUAUCUCCUUCAACACCCGCCAAGGCUGCAAAGGCAUCUGCCGCCGCCUCCAAGGACGACUGGGUACAGCUCGCUCAGAAUGUCUACAACUACUACGUCAACAACACCCCUCAGCGCCUGAUGCUGGUCGAUGCUUUCCUGGUGUACCUAAUGGCCGUUGGUGCUCUGCAGCUAGUUUACAACAUCGCGUUCGGCGAUUAUCCGUUCAAUGCCUUCCUUGCUGGCUUUGGCGCAACUGUUGGCCAAUGGGUUCUGACGGUGUCUCUACGCAUUCAAACCACCGAGAGCAACAAGGGCGAUUUCCCCUCCGUAUCACCUGAGAGAUCAUUCGCGGACUACAUAUUCGCGAGCCUUGUCCUACACUUCUUCGUCAUUCACUUCAUCAACUAA
Molecule: messenger RNA, 444 nt
Organism: Phaeoacremonium minimum UCRPA7
Lineage: Eukaryota; Fungi; Ascomycota; Sordariomycetes; Togniniales; Togniniaceae
Product: putative defender against cell death 1 protein
Exons: 4
Coding region: 1-444 (147 amino acids)
Biological process (GO): protein N-linked glycosylation
Cellular component (GO): membrane; oligosaccharyltransferase complex
Source: RefSeq, a predicted model, not a curated record